ACGUCAAACGGUUUGGCUAAGAAGACGCGGUGACGUAACUUCCGUCAGAGAUUCAACAUGGAGUCCGGUCUGAAGCUGAGUUUCUGGGAGCACGGACCAAAGCCUGGACAGUUUUACUCUUUCCCGGACAGCAGCAGCAGCAGCGGGCCGGUUCCAGCAUGUGGGCCGGUCAGACACACACUUAAUCCAAUGGUGACCGGGACGUCGGUGCUCGGCGUGAAGUUCACCGGUGGCGUCAUGAUUGCGGCAGACAUGUUGGGCUCCUAUGGUUCUCUGGCCCGAUUCAGGAACAUCUCCCGCCUCAUGAAGGUGAACAACAACACGAUCCUGGGAGCUUCAGGAGACUAUGCUGACUACCAGUACCUCAAACAGAUCAUCGAACAGAUGGUGAUCGACGAGGAGCUGCUGGGCGAUGGUCACAGUUACAGUCCAAAGGCGGUUCACUCGUGGUUGACCAGAGUCAUGUACAACCGCCGCAGCAGAAUGAAUCCUCUUUGGAACACUGUGGUCAUUGGAGGUUUCUACAACGGAGAGAGUUUCCUAGGUUACGUGGACAAGCUGGGCGUGGCCUAUGAGGCUCCCACAGUGGCCACAGGCUUCGGAGCGUACCUAGCUCAGGUAAGAGAGAGAAACUGAUGUGAAGUGACUUCACCUCAACAUCUGCAGUGCUCCUGAUUUUUGUGUGUGUGUGUGUGUGUGUGUGUG
Messenger RNA from Paralichthys olivaceus (Japanese flounder), 705 nucleotides. Lineage: Eukaryota; Metazoa; Chordata; Actinopteri; Pleuronectiformes; Paralichthyidae. The record is from RefSeq and is a predicted model, not a curated record.